Messenger RNA from Hirundo rustica (Barn swallow), 779 nucleotides. RefSeq names its product mitochondrial ribosomal protein L36 (gene MRPL36). The transcript has 2 exons. Gene Ontology annotation, biological process: translation; ribosome biogenesis. Bases 59 to 376 code for a protein of 105 amino acids. The record is from RefSeq and is a predicted model, not a curated record. NCBI's taxonomy places the organism in Eukaryota, Metazoa, Chordata, Aves, Passeriformes, Hirundinidae. Gene Ontology annotation, molecular function: structural constituent of ribosome. Gene Ontology annotation, cellular component: mitochondrial large ribosomal subunit; ribosome.
AGGUCAGCGGGCAGCGGUGUCCUCCCCGCCGGGAGGGCGCUGGGUGGUGGUGCCGAGCAUGCUGUCCCUCCUGGUCAGGGCCGCCGCCACGGCCGGCCCGCUGCGCUCGCUGUGCCGCUCCUCCUUGUGCUCGCUGGCCCCGUGGGGACGGGCGGCGGGGCUGCCCGCGGCGAGUGGGAGCUGGGCCCCGCCGCCCUGGCGGGCGCCCCGCGGGCUGCUGGCCGCGCCGCCGCCGCUCGGGCCGCCGCUGCCGGCCGGGCUGAAGACCAGGACGGUGCUGAAGAGGCGCUGCAAGGAUUGCUACAUCGUCCGGCGGCGCGGGCGGCUCUACGUGUGCUGCAAGAGCAACCCGCGGCACAAGCAGCGCAAGGGGUAGCGCCGGCCGGGACCCCGCAGGGCACAGAGCCGGCGCCGUGCUCGGCCGCCGGGCCCGGAGCCCCCGCUGCCGUGCCCCUGUGGCCGGGCUGCCCCGCCGCCUCCGGGAGCUGGCAGCUGGCGACACGGGUCGCGACAUCGCGUGCGUGACAGUGUUUCAACCUUGGAACACCUGGAGCGAGGUGCGACCUUGACGGCCCUCGGUGGAAUUUCAGGCCUUGGAUGCGGAGAGCUGAAGUGGGAAGCAACAGCCUUCAGGACCUCUUGUCAUCUUAAGCGUGAAGCCUUAAAAUCACCGCGCUGUUAAAUUAGUAAGGGUGAAGCUGUAUCACUGGACUCUGAGGUGCAUUUGGGUUUAAUUAAAGCAAAAUGAAAAUAAACUCCAUUGAUGUUCAUUACUGCAA